This is a messenger RNA of Candidula unifasciata, 609 nucleotides long. The record is from the annotation of a GenBank genome assembly. Lineage: Eukaryota; Metazoa; Mollusca; Gastropoda; Stylommatophora; Geomitridae.
AUGGAUUACCACCACACCUGCAAGAGUACAGACUGCCAGGUGGGAGAGUGGGAAGAGUGGACCCCAUGCGACAACUUGUGCGGCUAUGGGACCCGCAAGCGACAGCGUGACGUCACCCAGUACCCGGACAACGGAGGCAAUCACUGCCCGGAGCUGAAGCAGAGGCGGGCCUGUGUGGGCUACCAGGCCGAGAUCUGCAGGAAGAACCUCAUCGACGAGCGACUGCAGGAAACCCGGGAAACAGCCCGUCUGCUGCCUAUUGAGUUUGGGCGCUACCGGACGAUGAAAAAGUACGAUCCUUGGAAGGGACUGUUAAAAAAUCUCUACGACAAAUACUUUAAUGAGAUCUUCAGCAGACCCAGCUACAGUGGUCAGUUUACCAUCCUCUCCACCCACCCCGGCUGUGAGAAGUCCAGUUGGGGCAGCCUGCUAGCGGUCAACACGGACGUCGGCAUGCGGUGUCUGGGACACGGGGUCUACAAAACGGCUACAGUCUGGAAGGCUAUGGAUGUCCAGCACUGCCACGGAACUUGGCAGCUGACCCGAGGUCACUCGCCGGACGUCUGCAGUGAUCAUUUCACAGACAAAGAUAUAUUCAUUUUUAUUUAA